AUGUACUCAGGCUGUUUGAAUCAGGCCCAUUUUUAGCCCCACCUCCUUAGAAGGAGGAAUAUGUCUUUCUGCGCCGGACAUGUUUAUUAUCACUGAAGUUACACAAAUAUUUACACACUUUGUUGUCCAACUCCACGGAGUUCCGUUACGUGAUUACAAUUAGAAAGAGUCUAACAGGGUUAUGGACAACACAAUAGGUUUCAGGACCUAUUUAUGGUCUAGGAUGUGCUUUCAAGGUGUACCCAGCAAAGAAAAGACGUCGACAAACAGACUCGUAGAUAAAAGGUCAACGUUUUGUCCAAUCAACUCGCAGUGUGUUCCAUUGAGUUCAUGUCCAAUACUGAAGAAUCUGAUCAACAAUCAAUGUCUUACAGCGAAUAGCAUAAGCGACCUCAGUUGCGGAUACCAAGGAUCAGGAUUGGUAUGCUGUCCUCAAGUGCCUUCAACUUCUACAGAUGGCACCGGCCCAGCAAAAAUGGUCGAUGGCCAAAGAUGUGGGAUCUCACAGGUACAAGGAGAGUCAUAUGAUGGCAUUGGAGCGUAUCCUUGGGUUGCGAGGGUUGGAUUUAAAAAUGUACUUACUGGAGAAAAUAAGUAUCCUUGUACUGGUUCCAUCAUCAGUAGCCGAGUUAUUCUAACAGCUGCCCAUUGUGCUUUGGCAAAGGCAGAAAAUUUCAAAUUAUAUGCAAUCAGAAUUGGAGAAUGGAUGACGGAUACAGACAUAGAUUGUGGAGACGAGUUUUGCGGUCUUCCAGUCCAAGACAUACCUAUUAGCCACGUAAUUGUCCAUCCAGGGUAUCAAAGACAUACCUUCCAGAAUAACAUUGCUUUAAUUGUUCUGAAGAACAAAAUUAACUAUACAGUAACGGCUCAGCCAAUUUGUCUUCCUGAAUCUUGGUCUGUCACUAGCAAUAAUGGCAUCCUAGUGGGUUGGGGGAAAACCGCUGGACAAACAGUAACACCCCUCUAUCAACAAGUCCUUCACCUGCCAAUAGUAAGUGUCCAAGAAUGUGAAAGAGUGUAUGGACGCACGUUACCAGUUUCACUGGAAGAGAACGUUUGUGCGGGAGGAGAGGUUGGAAACGAUGCCUGCAGUGGAUUUGGUGGAGCCCCACUUGUUGUUAAACAUGCUGACACGUUUUACCAGGUCGGUAUAUUGUCCUUUGGAUCUGACCAGUGCGGAGCCAGCGGAGUGCCAAGUGUUUAUACAAAUAUAAAGAAAUACAUAACAUGGAUCAGAGAAAACACUCCUGUAGAUUAUAACUAGGUUUAUGUUGCAUUUUGAUUAAAUAAUAUUUUGUAAUAAAAUAUCUGCUAUAACACGAUAUAAUAAUAUUUUUUUAUUAAAAAGCC
Acanthoscelides obtectus is the source of this 1353-nucleotide messenger RNA. The record is from the annotation of a GenBank genome assembly. NCBI's taxonomy places the organism in Eukaryota, Metazoa, Arthropoda, Insecta, Coleoptera, Chrysomelidae.